UGUGUGUGUGUGUGUGUUUGUGUGUGUGUGUGUGUGUGUGUGUGUGUGUGUGUGUGUGUGUGUGUGUGUGUGUGUGUGUGUGUGUGUGUGUGUGUGUCUGGGUGUCUGUGUGUGUGUGUGUGUGUGUGUGUGUGUGUGUGUGUGUGUGUGUGUGUGUGUGUGUGUGUGUGUGUGUGCGUGUGUGUGUGUGUGUGUGUGUGUGUGUGUGUGUGUGUGUGUGUGAGAAGGCAGCGGGUGGUGUAGGGAGGGGAGGGAGUAUAGAGCGCUGAUGCUGCCUCUACCGCUCUCUGUGUAUCUGCCUGCUCUCACUCCCCCCCCCGUGCUUGUGUUUAUCCUUCCUCAGUGUGGACCAAUCAAGCAGACCAUCCGUAGCAGCGGCAGAUCCUCCUCGUCGGCUCCGACAGAAAGGAGGAGAUCCCAGGCAGAGGCAGAAGCAAUCGAUCCAUCGUCCCUCCUUCCCCCCCCCCCUCUUUUUUUGAAUCGUGAAGUGUGUUUAUUUCAGUCGUUUUUGUUCAAAACAUUGUUGUUUUUUUCGGCCGCCCAAACCAUUUCUUGAGAAGAAAAUAUGUAAGAGCUCUACUGGAAGAGUCUAAGUCGGAUUGUUGGGUCUUUUUUUUACACACCCCGAGGACCUGGAGAGGGCAGGAAGAAGGGAGGAGAGGUGCACUUCUGGAGAGCAGAACAUGGACAUGGACCGCGGGUUCUACCGCAAGGUGGACGUCCCGGACCACGCCCACUACGUGAUCGCCUUCUUCGUGCUCAUCAUCGGAGUGGUCGGUGUGACCGGCAACGCCCUGGUCAUGUACGCCUUCUUGUGUAACAAGAAGCUCCGCACUCCUCCCAACUAUUUCAUCAUGAACUUGGCGGUUAGUGACUUCCUGAUGGCCAUCACGCAGUCACCCAUCUUCUUCAUCAACUCUCUCUUCAAAGAGUGGAUUUUUGGAGAGACCGGCUGUAAGAUGUAUGCCUUCUGUGGGGCGUUGUUCGGUAUCACCUCAAUGAUCAACCUGCUGGCCAUCUCCCUGGACCGCUACAUCGUCAUCACCAAGCCCCUGCAGGCCAUCCGCUGGAUCUCGGGCCGGCGCACCAUGGUGGUGAUCCUGCUGGUCUGGCUCUACUCGCUGGCCUGGAGCCUGGCGCCCCUGCUGGGUUGGAGCUCCUACAUCCCAGAGGGUCUGAUGACGUCAUGCACAUGGGAUUACGUGACGUCCACCCCGGCCAAUAAGAGCUACACGUUGAUGCUGUGCUGCUUCGUGUUCUUCAUCCCUCUGGGUAUAAUAUCCUACUGCUAUCUGUGCAUGUUCCUGGCUAUACGCAGUGCCGGCAGAGAGAUCGAGAGGCUGGGGACACAGGUGAGGAAGUCCACGCUGAUGCAGCAGCAGACCAUCAAGACCGAGUGGAAACUGACCAAAGUUGCCUUUGUUGUCAUCAUCGUUUAUGUCCUUUCAUGGUCGCCGUACGCGUGCGUCACACUCAUCGCCUGGGCGGGGUACGGGAGCCACCUCAGUCCCUACUCCAAAGCGGUGCCGGCUGUCAUCGCCAAAGCCUCCGCCAUCUACAACCCCUUCAUCUACGCCAUCAUCCACUCUAAAUACAGAGACACACUAGCCGAGCACGUGCCCUGCCUGUAUUUCCUACGACAGCCGCCCAGGAAGGUGUCCAUGUCCCGGGCCCAAAGUGAGUGCUCCUUCCGGGACUCCAUGGUGAGCAGACAGUCCUCGGCCUCCAAGACCAAGUUCCACAGGGUCUCCUCCACGUCGACCGCCGACACACAGGUAUGGAGCGAUGUGGAGCUGGACCCCAUGAAUCAUGAAGGCCAGUCCCUUAGGACGAGUCAUUCCCUGGGGGUCCUGGGCCGAAGCAAGGAGCACAGGGGACCCCCAGCCCAGCAGAACAGGCAGACAAGGAGCAUUGACACGCUGGAACAGGCAACAGUCGCGGAUUGGCGACCGCCAUUGACCGCUCUCCGAUGUGACCGCAACUUCCUCCCACAAUCUACCCAUCCACCUUACAAAAUGGCCGCUGCCACACCACUCCAAGCCACCACCGGGGACAAUGUCACCCCAGAGCACUGGAACGAACACCCUAAUAACAAUAAUAAAAAUGACAACAACCGUCAUAACGGUAAUAAUAAUAAUGAGGAGCAUGAGUAUUCGGGAAAAGGCGGCCGACAUUGUCAGAACCGUCCACACCACAUCGACGUCGAAAACAGCAUUAGCAACUGCAAAAAAACCUGUGAGAAAGACACGUUGUCGAAAGAGCCGGUGCCGUGCAACGCCUCGAGUGACGUGCGUUUCUCUCCUCGGUCGGCACACAAGAUUCAGCACGCCAUGGGGACUCCCUUCCGCUACAUGCCAGAGGAGGACAUCGCCUGCCAGGAAAGGCUAAGCACAGACCGGAGCCAGCGGGGAGACCCACUGCCGGACUCGAAGAGCUUAAACUGUACCGGCGAUGUGCUGGUGUCCGCUCAGAGGUGCUCCUUUCCCCAUGAAACGAGCAGGAACCUAGAGGAAAGCUUCAUGGCUUUAUAGUUAUGGACCUGUGUGUUUGUCGUGUGUGAUCGAGAAGUGUUUGUAGUAACAUAGUUUAUUUUUCUCCCCUCGUCGUCGAUGGCUUUACUUCUAACUUCUAACGACUGAGUUUGACAACUAAACAAACCAAAUAGUUCAAAUGAGGUAUACCUGUCUUCACUUGGCUAUGUGCAGUUGUGUAAACGACUGAUAUUAUUAUGGACACAAUUAUGAUGGUAGGCCUACUAUGGUGACAUCAUGGAAAUGUUUGGGUAAAGCAGAGGAUGUUUAUUGAUAUUUUGGGUAUUAUAUAAUGACCUCAAAAGGAAAGCCAAAUAUUUAUAUAUAUCAAAGAUAUAGAGUCCCCUUUAGCCAAACACACACACACACACACACACACACACACACACACACACACACACACACACACACACACACACACACACACACACACACACACACACACACACACACACACACACACACACACACACACACACACACACACAUAGGGUUGGUGCGCUCAGGAAAGAAUAACUCAAGUAUUUUUUGAAAAAUACCCUCAACACACUAGAUUAGAUUAAAUUUGUCGCUUCCCGCUUCCACAUCUACAGCCCUCCUGCGAAAGGAUCAUAACAUAAUCACAUGUCACGUCUGCUGAAUAUUUCAAGGGAUCUCAGGGGAGACCUUCUCGCUCACAGUGUGAAACACUCUUUCUCCUUCAUCGGAAACCCUCCAGUCCUUCUUUGAACUUACCCUUUGAGCUCUGAACUGCAUACAACAGGAUCUCCCCUCCUUGUUUAUCAAGUUAUGUAAUGGUUGCCCCCGAGAGAGGGAACUCUUUGAUUUUGUUGAAGCAGGACCUCUCCACUUCAAUGGCUCCCGUGUUCCCCUAAGGGCCCGCCUCAGAGGGGCUUUACACAGCAGGACUGCUCAUUGGCCCUCCUAGUCACCUAUUAACCCGACAGCGAUCUGUGAUAUUUACGGCUCUCCCGUGGAUCCACAGAGAGCACUCGGUCGACACGCACAAUGCUACGUUGUGGAUAUCCCAUUGGUUUGCCGUUUGCCAUUGACUUUUCCACUGACAAUCGACGUGCUAUUGACUGGAAUGAUGGAUGCGGUUCAUUAUGAUGCAGUUGGGUCGGGAAUGUCAACGUAUACUGUGCAAACAACCAAACAUUACCAUACCAUCUUCAUCCCUAAUUGUCCCCAUUAAGGGCCAAGCCCCUCCCCCUCCAAUUGCAAAGGUGUUGUAAGGAAUUUGACCACAUAAGAAAGCAGUUAGGUGACACAAACUAGAAAGUUUCCAUUCUCAGUCUACUACCACUUGCCCUAACUCUUAGAGACUGACUUAAGAAUUUGUUACAAUUUUUACAGUAUCAUAACCACUGCUAGAUAAUAAAAGACAAUUUCAACCCAAACAAAAUAAGAAGCAUGCAGCAACAAAAGUUAUUUUCAUUACUGUGCACAUGCACAUCAAUAGCGAUCUUUAUCGCGUCAUUUGAAUUACACAAACUAUAUAUCACGUAAAAGCUGACACUCAACUGAUUCCAACAGGUUUACCAUAUCAUUAUGUGAUUAAAACUUGCCAAACUAGGCAAAAUAAAAUCAAGAACAAACUUUAUCUGCUUACAACCAAAGAUUAUCUUUUACCUGGGUUGUUUUUGUCAUCAAGUUGGGUUUGAUCAUAUAAAACCACCAUAAACGAGUAAUCUAGGAUCUGGGCACCAUUUUGUGAACUAAAGACGUUGUUUCCAAAUGUUAAGGAGCUAAAACAGGGUUUCAGAGGGAAUAGGUAAAUUGCCUUCGUUCAUAACACAUGUUUUUCAUCGUCAUCUGGUGGCAAUAUGGUACAAUUGUGAUUGUUUGGCUUUUAUUCUAUUCACCCAGACCUUUCAAUCGAGUGUUCAAACGUCAAAAUCUUACAAUGGGUUCCCAAACUAUCCACCUCUUUGGUUUCAACAAAUUUUUAUUUUUGGCAUCGGAUUGAUUGCUUUUAUUUUGAGAUUUCACCUUAACCUACCUCUACUAAAACCUCUAUCUUUGCUCUACUUCACUUUAUUAACAGCAAAUAUUGACCCAGGUACUCGUGAGAUGUUUUUCUAUGGCUCUAUAGGGCCACCAACUGAUAAUGCACUAGGGGAAAAAUAAAAAGGUUAAAAAGAUAAUGCACUAGGUGGUAUUCACUCUAAAACAUGCCAUUUAUUUCAGGCGGAAAUAAAAU
Molecule: messenger RNA, 4734 nt
Organism: Gadus macrocephalus (Pacific cod)
Lineage: Eukaryota; Metazoa; Chordata; Actinopteri; Gadiformes; Gadidae
Gene: opn4xa
Product: opsin 4xa
Exons: 10
Coding region: 684-2531 (615 amino acids)
Biological process (GO): G protein-coupled receptor signaling pathway; visual perception
Cellular component (GO): membrane
Molecular function (GO): G protein-coupled receptor activity
Source: RefSeq, a predicted model, not a curated record